Molecule: messenger RNA, 1505 nt
Organism: Clupea harengus (Atlantic herring)
Lineage: Eukaryota; Metazoa; Chordata; Actinopteri; Clupeiformes; Clupeidae
Product: cdc42 effector protein 2-like
Biological process (GO): positive regulation of actin filament polymerization; Rho protein signal transduction; positive regulation of pseudopodium assembly
Cellular component (GO): plasma membrane; cytoskeleton; cytoplasm
Molecular function (GO): small GTPase binding
Source: RefSeq, a predicted model, not a curated record
GCUUCCCCGCCUCUGGCCUGUGAUGUGAAUGGAUGUAAGCUCCGCCCCCCACUCCUCCCCAUUCAACUACACCAAUACUUGCUGAAGGUCUCAAAGAACAUACUCUAACUGAGACCAGCACUGUGGCAAGUUGUGUCGUUUUUCUAACCCUCACUAACUUGGGAUAUUGUGUUAGAUAAAAAAAACAGCGGCUGAAAGAUCAGAUGCUGAAACUGUGUGCUGAUAAAAAAGACUGACGAAGCUGAUUGCAGAAGUGGAGAAAGUCAACUGGCUUAUCACUGAGGAGAGACCCACCUACCUCACCAAAGCAGCAGAGGUUGGAGUUAGCUGGAGUCCAGAACCUGUUGUGGGGCCAAGACAUUGGGAGAAAUCACAAGAAGAAGGUCCCCUUCUGCCUCUGCACAGAUCCAGGGAGGACAGACAUUGGACUUAUAAGGUCCUCUCAGAUGCCGCUCAAAACCUCGAUGCACUUCAAGUCGGCCACCAUGCGGUGGCCGCGCAAGCAGAAGCCGCGGGCGCUGCUCUCCAGCAGCAUGAUCAGCCAGCCUCUGGGCGACUUCCGCCACCUGUCCCACAUCGGCCUGAACGAGUCCUUCGGCGACGUCUCCGUCUUCCAGCGCACCGGCAGCCUCGUCGUGCGCGGCUCCCACAGCGACCAGAACCUGUACCUCACGGGCCCGCCGCCGCCGAAGCCGCCCCGGCUCCUCACCCCGGAGGAGGCCGCUGCCCAGGCCCGGAGCUCAACGCGCCCCACGCACAAGAAGAGCCACUCUCUGCCCCUGCUGGAUGACGUGGAGGUGGAACUGCCCUGUAGGGAUAAAGUGGGGGGUGAAGUGGACGGACCUGCCGGGCUGAACUCCAAAUUGUCUCCUAAAGCCCAAUGGUCCGUUCCGAGCCCUCUGCCGGCGGAUGACCUCCUCCUGUCUCUGAAUCUGGACCUGGGACCCUCCAUACUGGAGGAUGUCCUAAGAGUGAUGGACAGCCAGUGAGCAGCCAUUACAUUGGUAUGCUUCACUGGUAGUCUGCUGUACAUAAAACUGUCCUUUGGCCCUAUGAACUGCACAGACGAGAGACUAUAUGGUAACGGAUAACUGCAACAGGGUGUGGGACUAUGAAGGAAGUUCUUUGUUCUGCCUAUGAUUCCCUACUUCCCACCUAAUUUUGAACCGUCAUGGCCUCUGCUUCUUAGUUAUACUGGGGAGAUAUGGGGCUUAAAUGAAAUACUUUUUUCCUGGCAGAGUUCAGAGAGUUUAACAUCACUAUGGUUGAAAGGAAUCACUAUAGCAGGACAUAAUCUAUAUUAAGUGUGCCUCUUGGUAUAUUUCCCUCUACACAGAGGAAACAUGUCUUAAGAUCAAAUUGUCUUGAACAGACUGUAAAAAUGACUCCCGCCUCAGGUUCUUGGCUCAAGAUCUCUUUGGAAUUGUUGUACAUACUACCCUCACAUGGCUUAAUGGUGUGAUCAUACUUAUUAUCCAAGUCAAUAAAAUAUAUUUUAAGAAUCA